This is a messenger RNA of Plasmodium gonderi, 1935 nucleotides long. RefSeq names its product holo-(acyl-carrier protein) synthase. NCBI's taxonomy places the organism in Eukaryota, Apicomplexa, Aconoidasida, Haemosporida, Plasmodiidae. The coding region runs from base 1 to 1935 and encodes 644 amino acids. Gene Ontology annotation, molecular function: magnesium ion binding; holo-[acyl-carrier-protein] synthase activity; metalloendopeptidase activity. The transcript has a single exon. The record is from RefSeq and is a predicted model, not a curated record. Gene Ontology annotation, biological process: rRNA processing.
AUGCCAUGUUCAGAUGUCCACAUAAUAAAUAAUAUAUGUUCGAAAAUAGUAAAAGUAGUGUUUUUAUAUUUGCUGCUUCUUCAGAAGAAACAGAAAUUUCCAAAUGUUGUGUAUUCAGUGGGGAUAAUGAUAAAAAAAAAUAAUUACCAUUUGGGGAAUUCCAGUGGUAGAACAAAUUUGGAUUACCCAUAUUCUGAUCGGAAUUGUUCUGCUCAUCAUAUUACAAUUCGCAAUGCCCGUUUUGGUCAGUACCCUAGAAGCAUUCUUUCCAAUGAUGGCCUUUUCAAUGUCCAAUCGAUAAGAAGGAUUAAAGUAGUAUGUAAAAAUGGCCCCAUGACAAGACCCCUUAAAUUUUAUAUUGAGAAUUUCCAUUGUGCUAAAAAAGUAAUACAGAAAAUAUAUUCUUUACAGGCACAACCAAGAUGGAAAAAUGUAAAUUUUAUGAAAAAACUAAGUAAAAUAUAUAUGAUAGAGGAAAACUAUGAAGAAAUUAUUAACCGAAUAAACAACAAUGUUAUAAGAAGAGCUUUAGGUAGCAACUGUUAUGAAGACGAUGGUCAUAGGAGUAAUACUACAUAUAGUAGAGAAAAUUACGACCAGAAUUCACUUCUAGAAAUUGUUAAUACUCAAACUGAAAUUCCAAUUAACCUCCCACAUUUUGAAAAAGAAGUAAGAAAGCUUAUUCAUCUAAUGAAAUAUAAGGAUUUUCAAUUAAAUAUAACAUUUGUCAGUUUAAAAGAUAUGAAAAAUCUUAAUAGAAUUCAUAGAGGAAAAAACGAACCAACCGACGUUAUCUCUCUGUUGCACUAUGUGUCUAGUGAUGAAGGUAUAUCCUCAAAUUGUAAAUCAGCACACGAUGACAUAUCUGGUAGGAGAUAUUUAAGAUCCGGAGACAUUUACUUAUGUCCCGCGUAUAUAAACAAGGAGUGUAUUCUCUCGAGGAUUAGGUACGAGCGUGAGAUAAUGGACAAGGCCAACGAUGAGAGUGGUGACAGGGAUAAUCAAAGGAUAGAUGAUGAAGCUAUAGGAGAAAGAGGUGAGAGUAGUGAUGGAAACAUGCUGGAAAAUCACGACCACGAUUACAACCAUAAAAAUGAGGAAGAAAUGUCUCUUCGAGGAGUUAACAAACUGUUUAAUACUCUUUUCUGCGUAAACCAGAGGUUACCAUUGUAUGUUUUGCAUGGGUUAAUACAUUUAUCGAACAAGGAUCAUGUUAAUAAUAUGAAAGAAUAUAAUGAAUUUAUGGAUAUUGAAGAAGAAAUGAUAGAAAAGUAUUUGAAGUUUCAUCAUUACACACAUACGUUUUAUUCACAUUAUGUUAUUGGAGUUGGAACAGAUAUCCUAAAUGUUAAUAGAAUUUAUAAAAUUCUUCAAAAAAAGAAUGAAGCGUUUUUCUUAAAAAAGGUUUUGAGUUCUCUCGAGAUGCGUGAGUUUGAACAGGGGAUCUUUGGCACAGAAGUGUAUACUCAGGAAAGUUAUGGAUUGGCCGAUGAAAAAAGUAAAGACGAGAACAGAAGCGAUUAUUCAGAACGACGUAACCGAUGUUACUCCCAUGGACACUCUGGAGAAGCCCUUACAGAAAAAUGCAACAUAAAUUAUACACUAAAAUUGGCUAUCCACGUAAGCAAAAAAUUCGCUGCCAAAGAAGCUAUACUUAAAUGCAUGGGUCGAGGCUUAAGUUCAAUAUCCAAAUAUGGGUUAAGCAUGAAUGACAUAGAGAUAAGAAAUGACAAGUAUGGGAAGCCGCACGUUAUUUUAUAUAACAAGGCACAUAAAAUAGCUAACGAAAUGGGUAUUGUAAACAUUUUUCUGUCAAUAAGUGAUGAAAAAAUAACAUGUUCAAAUCAUAAUAUUAUGAACGAUCAGUCAGCUAUGUGCAAUUUUUGCACAUAUCUCAUCCAUGCACAAGCACUUUCGGUUGGUUCAAACGUUUGA